This is a messenger RNA of Brettanomyces nanus, 3051 nucleotides long. RefSeq lists its product as uncharacterized. The record is from RefSeq and is a predicted model, not a curated record. Gene Ontology annotation, cellular component: cell periphery; cell septum. Gene Ontology annotation, molecular function: chitin synthase activity. The coding region runs from base 1 to 3051 and encodes 1016 amino acids. The transcript has a single exon. Lineage: Eukaryota; Fungi; Ascomycota; Pichiomycetes; Pichiales; Pichiaceae.
AUGUCUCGUCCUCUUCAGAGUCCUUUCGACUUUGAUGAUUCUGAUAACGAAUCUAUCAAUGUUCAUGAUAGCACUUCUGAGGGACCCUUUGCAUCCCCUGAUGAUUAUAAUAUGAAUAGUUGGUCCAGGACAAAUAGAAGACUUCCACCGGAAGUUCAGGCGGCUCUCCCGGUAGGUCUUCAGGCGGGUUUCCCGGUAGGUCUCCAAACGGGGUCCCCGGUGGGUCCCCAGAUGGAUCUUCAUUUCACUCCAUCCCUGCUGAGUCCUCCUCAGACUCACUCUGUCGAUAAGUAUGGCAACGAUUACUCGCAGAGCUACAACUUUGACGACUAUUACUCUACCAAUGACGUUGAUGAAGCUGUCAGACCCACAGAGUCAUCCACUAAGAUCCGAGAUCUGCCUUCAAGACCCGUCAAUUACUCGUCUUCUGGUUUCUUUCAAGCCUUCGAAAGAGAUCCAGAUGAACCAGAAAUUGACUAUCAACCAAGUCUCAUUGAAGAUGAGAAACAGCAGCUUCCAGAAACUACAAAUGCUCCUGUAAACGUUGCCGGUACAGAGAGAGUAAAAUUGUUGAAUGGAAGAUACUACAGUUUCGACUAUCCCGUUCCAAAGCUGCUUUUGGAGAAUAUUCCCUUUGAAGGUGCCAAGGAUUUAGCAGAAUUCACUUACUUAAGAUAUCAUGCCAUCACGGCAGAUCCAAAAGAUUAUCGUCCUGAUAACUCAGUUGCACGUGACUUCAUAGAAAACUAUCCAUUAAGACAGAAAUGCUACCCCAUUCCAAGAGAGACUGAGCUUAUGAUUGUCUGUACUAUGUACAAUGAAGACGAGAUCUUGCUUGCCAGAACCUUAAAGGGUGUCUUCAAGAACAUCAAGCAUAUGUAUAACAUGUUCGAUGAUCCUGACAGUCCAUUUGGACGUAGUGCCUGGAAGAAGAUCGUGGUUGUAGUUGUUGCAGAUGGCAGAAAUAAGCUAAAUGAGCGUUCUAAGUCUCUUUUGACACUCUUAGGAUGCUAUCAGGAUGGUAUUAUUCAGGAAAAGGUUAACGAUGUAGAUGUUAAGGCUCAUUUGUUUGAAUAUACGACUUCUUUUGGCAUUGGAAAGUUCAAAUAUGAUAGUAAAGGAGGUUCCAGGUGUCGUAUUCCAUUGGUGACUGAUCAAACCAUCCCUAUACAGUUCAUGUUUCUUCUUAAAGAGAAGAAUGCCCAAAAGAUCAACUCUCAUCGAUGGGCUUUAAACUUUCUCUGUCCAAACUUAAAUCCCAAAGUGGUAUGUUUGAUUGACGUUGGUACCGAACCUGGUCCUGAUUCUAUCUAUAAGCUUUGGGAGGCAUUUAAAGAUCCCCAAGUAGGUGGUGUUUGCGGUGAAAUUAGAGCCAUGUUAGGUAGACAUGCCAGUGCCAACGAUGAAACCGCUCUCUUCGGUAAGAUAGCGUUCUGGAUAUGGGCUAAAAUGAGUGAUUUGUGGGCCUGUUUCUGUAAUCCGUUGGUUGCAGCCCAGAAUUUUGAAUACAAGAUCUCUAAUAUCCUUGAUAAGCCUACAGAAUCCUUCUAUGGCUUUGUCACCGUCCUACCUGGUGCCUUUAGUGCCUAUAGAUAUACUGCAUUACAAGGGGAUCCUCUGGAAGCAUAUUUCCAUGGUGAAGAUAUGAAAUCGGACACUGAAAAACCUGCUGGUGUCUUGGAGUCUAACAUGUAUCUAGCAGAAGAUCGUAUUUUGUGCUACCAGUUGGUUUCCAAACCUUAUUCGUCAUUCUUACUUCGUUACGUUCAUGACUCUUAUGCUGUCACCGAUGUUCCAAGUUCUGUCGAUGAGUUCAUGGCACAGAGAAGAAGAUGGCUAAAUGGUUCCUUUUUUGCUGCUCUCUAUUCGCUUAUUCAUUUCUAUCGAAUCCUACGCUGCUCUCACAGUUGGGGUCGAAAGAUGCUGUUGGUUCUAGAAAUGUCCUAUCAGUUCAUCAGUAUCAUCAUUUCUUGGUUCGCGUUGGCAACCUACUUCCUCAUCUUCCGUAUCUUAACGUUAGAAGUCAUCUCCACUACCAUUGGAUUUAAGGUUGGUAACAUCUUGGCUGUUGUAUUUCUUUGGAUUUACAUUACUGCUGCUGCUUUGACCUUUAUUAUCUCAUUCGGUAAUAAGCCCAACCAGAAUAAGCGUCUCUAUCAGUUGGUGUUUGCAUUGUUCGGUAUUGUCGGUAUUUAUAUGAUGUUCUGCGUUAUCCUAUUGACCAUCUCAGCCAUCGACUCAAUUAAAGACGCCGUUUCUUCGUCUAAAACUUCACUAGCAGUUACCCUUUUUAAAAACUCAACCUUCAGAAACCUUACUGUGUCCUUAGCAUCCACCUAUUUGCUCUAUCUUCUUUCGUCGCUCUUAUUUUUUGACGUCUUCCAUCUCAUUGCUUGCACCAUACCCUAUCUUCUUCUCAACCCCGCCUAUGUCAAUGUUCUCAGUAUCUAUGCUUUCUGUAAUCUUGACGAUAUCUCUUGGGGUACUAAAGGAGCAUUAAAGUCAGAAGAAAGUCCUAAGAAGCAAGCUAGCGUUGUAAAUGCAUCUGGAUCAUCGGUCGAGCAAGAGCUUUUACUCUCAGAGGCACUUCAGGACCCUGAUGAGAUGUAUUUACAGGCUCGGAAAGAAUUGGAGUCUUUAGAUGAUGGAAAUAAAGACAUCAAUGCGUCCAACUUGAAGCUAUCCCAGAAGAACUAUGCAAAAGGUAGAACUUACGCUGUUCUUAUAUGGUUAUUUUCUAACUUCAUAUUAUUAGUGGUUGUUCUAAGAACAGGAGGUCUGGACGAAUACAUCAAUAUUCAAGAUGACGGUCCUCCGGGAUCUACCACAACCACUAGUACUACUGCCACUGCUUCUGCCACCACUACCUCUACCACCACUAAACGUUUUGUUAAACGAGAGUAUGACGAACAUACUGCAUCAAUUUUCAUGACUGUUAUUCUUUGGAUCGUGGUGGCUAUGGCAUUAUUUCGCUUUCUUGGUUGCAUUUUCUACAGAUUGGACUUCUUUAGAAAGAGACAAAAGUAUCAUAAAGCUCAGGUUUACUAUUAA